GAAUUGACAAAGCUCUUUGACUGAGCACCUACAUUAGUCAAUCCUCUUUGCAGCUACAUUUCAAGAUCGUGUCAUAAUCAUUAUUAUUUAUUGGUGUUAAUAUAUUGUUAUCAUGAUGCGCAAAAAUCAGAUUUAUUGUUUAUUCUCGUCGAGAAUCAAGUGUGCUUUGAGGGGGAAUAGUUCGUGGAGACGAAAAAGGUCCUCUCGAGGACUGGAUGGACUCAACGUCCAAAGAUGUUACUCCACCGAAUCGACCGACCUGAAAGAGUACAAAUUUCCGAUCGAGAGAAUCAGAAAUUUCAGUAUCGUAGCUCACGUAGAUCACGGUAAAAGUACUUUAGCUGAUCGCUUACUGGAGAUGACAGGCGCCAUAAGAACGAAUUCUGGAGCUCAAGUACUCGACAAACUACAGGUGGAGAAGGAGCGAGGGAUAACAGUGAAAGCUCAAACAGUCUCUUUAAAAUACAAUUACAAGGGAGAAGAGUAUAUGUUAAAUUUAAUAGACACCCCAGGUCACGUAGAUUUUGCCAGCGAAGUCCAUCGGUCUUUAUCGGCGUGUCAGGGUGUUAUUCUCGUUGUAGACGCCAACGAUGGAGUUCAAGCACAGACCGUCGCCAAUUUUUACCUAGCUUUUGGAAAAGAUUUAGUGAUUAUUCCGACGAUCAAUAAAAUUGAUCUGAAAAAUGCCAAUCCAGAGAGAGUCGUUAAAGAAUUGCAUUCGCUGUUUGAUAUUGAGGAGAAAGAUGUCAUAAAAAUUUCUGCCAAAAUGGGCCUCAAUGUAGAUAAGGUACUAGAGGCUGUGGUGGAGAAAAUUCCACCCCCUCAAGUUGAUAGAGAUAAACCGUUCAGAGGACUGAUCUUUGACAGCUGGUACGACAAAUAUCGAGGGGCUAUUUCACUGAUUUACCUGGCCGAAGGAUCACUGUCUACUAAACAACAUAUCAUUUCCAUUCACACGGGAAAAUCGUACGAGAUCAAGGAACUCAUCAUCCUGAGGCCUGAAGAGGAACACGUCAAGACACUUUAUGCAGGACAAGUUGGCUGUAUUGCCUGCAACAUGAGAUCUUCGGCGGAUGCACACAUUGGAGAUACGAUUCAUCUGAAAAAUAUGCCCGUGGAACCUUUGAUUGGAUUUAAUCCAGCUAAAGCGAUGGUUUUCGCUGGUAUUUAUCCGAUGGAUCAAUCUCAGCAUUUAUCCUUGAGAAAUGCGAUUGAGAGACUCGUCUUAAAUGAUAGCGCUGUCAGUUUGUCGAUAGAAACAAGCCCGGCUCUGGGGUUGGGCUGGAGACUGGGAUUUUUAGGAUUACUUCACAUGGAAGUGUUCUGUCAGAGACUGGAACAGGAGCACGGAGCUUCUCCGAUCAUUACGGCCCCGAGUGUUACUUAUAAAGCGAAAAUUAUCGGAAAACAAAAUAUUAAAGAUCAUGGUAGUGAUGAAAUUACAUUUAACAAUCCGGCGCAUUUUCCCAAUCCACAAAUUGUUACGGAAUUCAUGGAACCGAUGGUAUGGGGUACUAUUAUUACUCCAACGAAAUAUCUUGGUCCUGUUAUGUCCCUCUGCCUCGAAAAACGCGGGGUGGAACAGUCAACGAAACACAUUGACGAUAAUCGAAUUAUUUUACAAUUUAUCCUACCGCUUAGUGAAAUUAUCAUUGACUUUCAUGAUGGGUUGAAAUCAUUGAGCUCUGGAUAUGCCAGUUUUGACUAUGAGGAUCAUGGAUAUGUAGCAACAAAUCUUGUGAAGUUGUCAGUUCUUUUGAAUGGAUUAUCGAUUAAUGAAUUGAGCACAAUUGUUCAUACUAUGAGGGCCAAAGAAGUGGCCAAACACAUGGCUAAAAAACUCCUUGAAAUUAUACCCAGACAGCAAUUUCUUGUGGCAAUUCAAGUGAGUGUUGGAGCCAAAAUAUUAGCCCGAGAAGAUUUAAAACCAUAUAGAAAAGACGUCACCAGCAGAUUGAAAUCUGGAGGAGACGUACAAAGGCGACGAAAGCUUCUACAACAGCAAGCAGAAGGUAAGAAGAAGCUGAGGAUGGUGGGGAAUAUUUCCCUUCCCAGAGAAACUUUCAUCGAAGUUUUAAAACGAUAAAAAUGUGAAUAGUAUUCAUGUAUAAAUUGAACAAAUAAAGGUCCUUUAUUUUAUAAAA
Messenger RNA from Fopius arisanus, 2144 nucleotides. It is a transcript of the gene waw, whose product is annotated as Translation factor waclaw. The transcript is spliced from 7 exons. The record is from RefSeq and is a predicted model, not a curated record. Gene Ontology annotation, biological process: positive regulation of translation. Lineage: Eukaryota; Metazoa; Arthropoda; Insecta; Hymenoptera; Braconidae. The coding region runs from base 113 to 2086 and encodes 657 amino acids. Gene Ontology annotation, cellular component: mitochondrion. Gene Ontology annotation, molecular function: GTP binding; mitochondrial ribosome binding; GTPase activity.